This is a messenger RNA of Rhagoletis zephyria (snowberry fruit fly), 1846 nucleotides long. Its product is annotated as protein-tyrosine sulfotransferase-like. NCBI's taxonomy places the organism in Eukaryota, Metazoa, Arthropoda, Insecta, Diptera, Tephritidae. Gene Ontology annotation, molecular function: protein-tyrosine sulfotransferase activity. Gene Ontology annotation, cellular component: Golgi apparatus. The record is from RefSeq and is a predicted model, not a curated record. Gene Ontology annotation, biological process: peptidyl-tyrosine sulfation.
CUAUCGCAUCGCACGCUGCCGCCCGCCAUUAGAUGUGGCCAGGAGACACGUGUCAUACCGCGUAUACUGCAAUUACGCUCCCACUGGAUGAAAUCGGAGAAAGAAUCGAUGCGACUGUUGGAGGCGGGCAUCACCAAGGAGGUGAUGAACAGUGCCAUAGCGCAAUUCUGCCUAGAAAUCAUCGCCAAACAUGGUGAACCAGCACCACGACUAUGCAACAAGGAUCCGUUGACGCUGAAGAUGGGCUCCUACGUGAUAGAACUUUUUCCAAAUGCGAAAUUCUUGUUUAUGGUACGAGAUGGGCGCGCCACUGUGCAUUCAAUCAUCUCGCGGCACGUAACGAUAACCGGCUUCGAUCUGACCAGCUAUCGGCAAUGUAUGCGGAAGUGGAACACCGCCAUCGAAGUGAUGCACAACCAGUGCAAGGAGAUUGGCAAGGAGCGCUGCAUGAUGGUUUAUUAUGAACAGUUGGUUCUGCAUCCAGAAGAAUGGAUGCGAAAAAUAUUAAAAUUCCUCGAUGUACCAUGGAAUGAUGCGGUGUUGCACCACGAAGAAUUCAUCAACAAGCCAAAUGGUGUGCCGCUGUCAAAAGUCGAGCGUUCCUCGGAUCAGGUCAUCAAGCCAGUAAAUUUGGAAGCGCUAUCCAAAUGGGUGGGCAACAUACCCGAUAAUGUGGUGCGUGAUAUGGCCGAUAUUGCGCCAAUGUUGUCCAUUCUCGGCUAUGAUCCCUAUGCGAAUCCACCGGAUUAUGGUAAGCCAGAUGCUUGGGUACAGGAUAAUACAUUUAAGGUAAAGGCCAACCAGCAACAAUGGGAAAAUAAGGCGAGAAAUGAGCUGCACCUGGUCCAACAUCAAGUACCUAAAGGCUUUAAAUCGCAGGAGGGGGACGACAACAAUAACCAGAACAACGGCAACAACAACAAUGACAAGGACAAUAACAAUUUGCGACGACGUAACGGCAACCAAAAGGAAAACAGCAACAAAAAAGAUAAACGAAGCCAGGACUAUGGCAACAUGGACUAUGAGGAUGAUAACACUGACAACAAUAACAACAACAAUAACAAUCCAUCACCACAAGGCCGCGACGAAACGCAGUAUGACAAUCUAGUUUGGGUUAAGCCGCUAGCUGGCGGUGGCGGCGGCGGAGGCGGCAGUAUCAAUGGAGAGCGAUUAGGAAAAGGCGCACCAAAUAGCCCCAGCAGUUAUACGGAUACGAAUACAGACACGCGCGACCAGCGCACAUGAUAUCAGAGAGUUGGCGACAUCGCGCAGUCGCAACAACAAGAACAGCGGCCCCAACAACAGCGACAGCAACAACAACAACAACAACAACAGCACCAGCACCAGCAACAACGAAUGGCGCUGCCGCGUCGUUCGAGUUAUCGGCGACGUUUGCGUCGAAAUCACUGAAUCCGCAGGCACAAAUCCACAUUGACUCGUAUACUUACUUACAUAUAAAAAUAGCAUACCAAUAACCACACACACACACACACACUGACGCACAGUCGUACACCCGCAUUACGCUGAAUUGCGUUAGUUGAACUAAAAUGAACUGAAGUGAACUGAGGUGUUGAUCCGCGGUCCACAUAGCCGCAUAUACACUGACAAUGACAAUGACUAUGCUGACAAUCCCAUUGAGUGCAAAAACGCUCACGGAAGUGAGUGUAUGGAUGUGUGCGCGCAAGUGUGCAAAGGAAACGGAAGUCUACGACAGCAGUUAACAAUAAAUGAGAAAUAAACGUAACUUUCAAUUGAAUGGUUUGUUGGAAUAACAGCAUAACAAAAGCAAUGGAUUGGCAGUGAAAGGCAGAAAAAAUAGACUAUGCAAAAGUAUUGCGAAAAAAAA